Molecule: messenger RNA, 411 nt
Organism: Strongylus vulgaris
Lineage: Eukaryota; Metazoa; Nematoda; Chromadorea; Rhabditida; Strongylidae
Source: the annotation of a GenBank genome assembly
AUGCAUCAGCUUGCUCUAAGUGCUGCCGGACGGGAGAAGUUAUCUAAACUAUUUACAUUGAAUCCAAAAUGGACUCAAGAGACUAAUCUAACUAGCAUAGAUUUGCAGUACUUCUUUUCUAUUAUCUACGGUCAAUUCCAAGGUGCUGUACAGUAUAGCGGAGACAACAGAAAGGGAUAUGCUAAUGGUCAUGGCAUACCGGACAUGUGCAACAUCAUGACCAACGAAAGUAACACUCCCAUCGAGAACGUCGCGAAAUUCAACGAGUACAUGACAAUUUUCUACUCGGUGAGAGCGGGACUAUCACGAUUUGAACGUUACCGGAUGUCUGCAGAAGUUCUAAACGAGCGCCGUUAUUCGUUUUAUACGAGAGAGAAUAUCCUGUCGACAGGCCAUUUUAAUGUCUUCUAA